This is a messenger RNA of Pseudonaja textilis, 2661 nucleotides long. Lineage: Eukaryota; Metazoa; Chordata; Lepidosauria; Squamata; Elapidae. The record is from RefSeq and is a predicted model, not a curated record.
CGGCGGGGCUGAGGGGGGAAAAAAAUAAAAAGAGAAAGCUUUGGGCGGCGGCCUCCCUUUCGAUUGCCCAUCUCCAACCGGGAUUUGCUCCGAGUGCGGGAGAGGUUCUUCGACACCGACUGAGAAUGCCUUCAGCCGCCACCGUGCUAUGAGUAGAUUCCUUGCUGGGGACACCAUUUCAGACCAGACCUCACCCGAACCCGAUCGACUCGAAGAUUUUCGUCAAAAGCAGAUCCUCUUCCUCCGAGGAGAACUUUCCGAAGCUCCUCUGUGGAAGCCCGCGGUGCAGAGAUCCCAAGAGCCACAAACAUCCUUUCCACCGGCCCGUUCGAAUGUAUGGUACAGCUACCGGGAUCCCACCAGAAGACCUUCCUGUCAGGAUAGCUGGUCACCCUUUCCUCAGAAACCAAGUUACUCUGCGGCUUGUCCGGAGGGUGGAGUUGACCAACUCGUCUCCAACUUCCAGGGGCUGACCCUGAACACGCAGGGCGUUGAAAGGCACCUCCUGGAGAUCUUGAGGGAUCUGAAAUCUGGGCAGACCGCUUGCCAACUGGCCAGCCGGCUGCGCCUCCAGACGAAAGUGGUCAACCAUCACCUCUACAAGCUCCGCCACCAAGGGCGGCUGAGUCGUUCGGAGACAACCCCGCCAUUGUGGAGGCUAGAGGACGUCCGCGACUGCUUGGAAGCCAGCCGAGAGGGACGUCCGGCCAGCCAGGAGAAAGACUGCAGCCAUCUUCUUGACUUGGGGACCGAAGAAGACGACAAAGGAAGUUCCGCUUCUGACCAGGAGGACUCGGUCGGUUUGCCUGACAUGGCCGAAGUCAAGGAGAAGAUCUGCAGCUUCCUCUUCGGGGUGACGGACUCCACGGCGCUCAACCUGGCCAAGAACAUUGGCUUGACCAAAGCCAGGGAUGUCAACGCCACCCUCCUGGCCUUGGAGAAGCUGGGCGAGGUCCACAAGGAGAACGCCAGCCCUCCCCGGUGGUCCCUCACCGACAACAAGCGCAAACGGAUGCAGGUCAAGGUGAAAGUCGAGGAGGUCCGGCAGGCCGUCCCGCCGGAGUCCGAGCCCCCGGCCCUGUGCCUCGAGCCGGAGGCCCCCACCGAGGUGCCCUCCCCUCGCCCUUCUCCCCCUCCGCCUCCGCUGCUGGAGAACGAGGAGAAGAAAAUCGAGAACGGGCAGCAGGCCGCCGAGCCCAUCGAGCCGAGUGGCGGUGGCGGGGCCUGCCCUCCGUGGUGGAGCCCCUCGUGCAAGCGCUCCCGCUACCGCCGCUUCUCCCCUUACGACCUUUUCGAGAGCAGCCACUGGGCCACCGACGACAUCCCCGAGGACCUGAAUGCCAUCAGCACCCAGGACGAGUCGAGAUACGUGAUGGAGUCCCCCCUCUACCCCAGCUACACCACCCAGUUGGACACGGCCUUCCAGUGCACCCCCUUGGAGAAGCUGGUGGCCUGCCAGAAGAAGAACCCGGUCAGCGGCCUGAUCGAGUACACGCAGUACAUGUACCAGCACUGCGAGUUCGUCUUGUUGAAGCAGAGCGGGCCGUCGCACGAGCCACGGUUUAAAUUCCAAGCCAAGAUUGACACCCGCCACUUCCCUCCAGCCGAAGCGGGCAGCAAAAAACUGGCCAAGCAGGAAGCGGCGGCCAUCGCCAUGAAAAUCCUCCUCCACGAAGCCCAGAACGAGGGGGAAGACAGCAUGAAGCUUGAAACGACCCCCGAUGAGGACAACACCCCCAAGGAGGAGGAAGAGGAAGAGGAGGCGGUGCCUGAGCAGGCCUACCCGGGGCUCUCGCCCGCCGUCCCACAACUCAACUUCCUCUGUGGGAAGAACCCCAUCAGCGCCUUGAUGGAAUACGCCCAGAAGGUGGGGAGCGUGUGCGAAUUCAAGAUGCUCUCUCAGGAAGGACCGCCUCACGACCCAAAGUUCCGAUACUGCGUCAAGCUGGGCGAACGCGUUUUCCCCGCCGUGGCCGCGAACAGCAAGAAGGGAGCGAAGCAAACGGCCGCCGAGGUCGCCAUGAAAGGGCUGAUGGGCGAUCCUGCUUACACACCUGUACCGAUUUCUCUGUGUCCUACCCUUCAGGUGGAAGCCCCGUCCGAGCCCAUUUUGGACGUACAAGGUAGCCAGCUGGCCAAUCCGGAGGAGUCUAAGACGGUCAGCGCCAAAGGCGUCGGAGAGUUGAUCAAGUACCUGAAUUCGAAUCCUGUCAGCGGACUCCUAGAGUACGCCCGGGCCAACGGUUUCGCGGCCGAAUUCAAGCUCAUCAACCAGACCGGCCCUCCCCACGACCCCAAGUUCGUCUUCCAGGCGAAAGUGGGCGGCCGCUGGUUCCCGUCCGUCACGGCGCACAGCAAAAAGCAGGGGAAGCAGGAAGCGGCCGACGCAGCGCUGCGGGUUCUCAUCGGGGAGAACGAGAAGGCCGAGCACGCCGCCGAAGGGCUGGGCACCACAGAGCUGCCGGUCAGCGGGAGCACCCUCCACGACCAGAUCGCCAUGCUGAGCCACCAGCGGUUCAACGCCCUGACCGCCCGCAUCCAGCACAGCCUGCUGGGGCGCAAGAUCCUGGCCGCCAUCAUCAUGAGGAAGGGGCAGGACGGGCUGGGGGUGGUGGUCAGCAUCGGGACAGGUAAGGGGCAGCGUUUUAUCGUGGCCUGAAA